GGUCUCCUGGUUUCAUGCUUUUGAAUUUCAGCCUACUUCAACCUUGCUCAGUUCUCUGUAAACAUUUACCUUUUGCUUUGUUCACUUGAAUAUGCGAACAUGCAAGCAUACAAAUUGUACCCAAUGUCCCUUUAUUUAUCUGGAUAUUUGUGGUUGUAGUUUCACCUGUAUUUCUCCAUAGUAUCUGUCUUACCCUUGUAUGUUUUGGAAGUUAUUUUUCCUGUGGUCUAAAACUUUCACACUGAUAAUUGCCUAAAUCAUUUUGUUCUUUGAACAAGACUAAGAGCUUCUAAUGUCAAUGUGAUGCAUAAACAUAUUACUGAAACUUAUACUGUUAAAUAAAUAGCCAAGGGGAAAAGUGUGCCUAAAAGUUUGGGUAUAAAGACAAUAAUAUGGUUAGCGUAAAGUCCAUGCACCAAGAAUUAUUGCUAAACCUAAGAAGCAUGAGUUGUCAUCUAUUGCUAAGCCUAAGAAGCCUAAAAGGUGGCAAUGGCGGAUUGGCCUGCUUGAUACUAUUUGAAUUUCAUAUCUGUUAUUGCAAAAGUUGUAAAUACUAAUGUUUGACACCGUUUUGCAUGACACCUUUGCAGCAAAGGCUCUCCAGUACCUACACAUCCUUGGGGUUGUUCACAGAGAUAUAAAACCUGCAAAUAUUUUGCUAGACAAAGACCUCCAUCCACACCUAGCAGAUUUUGGCUUAGCCAUGUUUCAGAAGGAUAUUAAGCGUGUCUCAGUUGAGAACUGGAAAUCAUCUGGCAAGCCCACUGGUGGUUUCCAUAAAAAAAAUAUGGUUGGGACACUAAUUUACAUGGCACCAGAAAUUUUGAGAAAGGAUAUACAUACAGAAAAGUCUGAUGUAUAUAGCUUCGCAAUAUCUAUCAAUGAGCUUCUUACUGGUGUGGUGCCUUAUACAGAUCUGCGAGCAGAAGCACAGGCACACACUGUUCUUGAAAUGACUUACACUGAACAACAACUUACAGCAGCAGUUGUUUCUCAAGGAUUGCGCCCUGCACUUGCCCUUCCAAAAUCUGGUGUUCCAUUGGUUCUUUCGUCACUUAUCCAGCGUUGCUGGGAUUCCGAUCCUGAAAAGAGACCAUCGUUUGAAAAUAUAAUUGAUGAGCUAAAUAUAAUCCAAAAGCAUUUAGUUUCAAGUGCUUGCUUUCCAUCAUCUCCUGUGAGCAAGAGUCAAAAUGGCAACAUAGAAGCACACCAUUAUAAAGAAGCAUUAAACUGGUUUAACCAAGGGGAGCUUUUUGUUAAGAGAUCAGAAAAAUCGGAUCUUACAGAGAAUGUUUGGUCUGGCUAUUCCAAUCAGUCCUCAGAGUAUCAUCCAACAUUAAGUUGGGGAUCUUUUGCAACAUGUGGUCGAAGGGAAACUAUGGAAGAUACCCAUUUUAUGCUUCCCCAUGUGAGCGAAGAAAAGGAUGUUUUUGCCUUUGGCAUUUUUGAUGGUCACAGAGGUUCAGCAGCUGCUGAGUUUUCUGUCCGAGCUGUCCCUGGGUUUCUGAAGCAAUUUGGUCAGGGUACAAGCCCAAUUGAUGCCCUUGCAGAAGCAUUUGUAAGGACGGACAUAGCAUUUCGAGAAGAACUAAUUCUUCACCAAAAGUCAAAAAGGAUAAUCCAAAAAGAAUGGCAUCCUGGUUGCACAGCUGUGACAGCCCUAGUAGUGAGAAACAAGCUUUUUGUAGCAAAUGCUGGUGAUUGCCGGGCAAUCCUAAGCCGUGCUGGUAAACCAUUUCCCAUGACCAAGGAUCAUGUUGCCAGCUGUCCGAAGGAAAGAGAGCGCGUAAUAAAAGCUGGAACUGAAGUAAAAUGGCAAAUAGAUACGUGGCGUGUGGGUACAGCUGCUCUUCAGGUCACAAGGUCAAUUGGUGAUGAUGAUCUCAAGCCAGCAGUCACAGCACAACCUGAGGUUACUGAAACUGCUUUGUCAGAUGAUGAUGAGUUCCUGGUGAUGGCUAGUGAUGGCCUGUGGGAUGUGGUAAGCAACGAGGAUGUGCUGUCAAUAAUCAAGGACACAGUAAAAGAGCCUAGAAUGUGCUCCAAGAGGCUGGCUACAGAGGCUGCAGAGCGCGGCAGCAAAGACAACAUCACUGUCAUUGUUGUGUUCCUUCGCCCUGUCUCCACAGCUGAGCGAAUAUACUGAGUGACCACCAAAACUCUUGCUCAUGCUAUCAGCUCACUAUUUUUUAAUUAAAUUUAAAUCGGUACAGAAGAAAAGAAGUUACACAUUCAUUCUGAACGUAUGCAGUUUUUAUCCUGUCGAGGAUAAAAAGAACAAAGCAUGUCAAGAUAGCAGCCUCAGUUGCAAUUUUUUUCUGUCUUUUGCAAUAUCUCAUUUGUAAACGAGCCAAACGGAUGAGCAUACAAAAGUUCUUUUUCUUUCUUUCUUUCUUUCUUUCUUUUCCUGUUGUAAAGCAGAACACACAACGAAUAAUCUCUAAUAGAAGUAUACUAGUUGGGUACA
Molecule: messenger RNA, 2467 nt
Organism: Panicum virgatum (switchgrass)
Lineage: Eukaryota; Viridiplantae; Streptophyta; Magnoliopsida; Poales; Poaceae
Product: protein kinase and PP2C-like domain-containing protein
Exons: 10
Coding region: 557-2146 (529 amino acids)
Biological process (GO): protein dephosphorylation; protein phosphorylation
Cellular component (GO): cytosol; nucleus
Molecular function (GO): protein kinase activity; protein serine/threonine phosphatase activity; ATP binding
Source: RefSeq, a predicted model, not a curated record